Messenger RNA from Camelus dromedarius (Arabian camel), 2658 nucleotides. RefSeq names its product MUS81 structure-specific endonuclease subunit (gene MUS81). The record is from RefSeq and is a predicted model, not a curated record. The transcript is spliced from 16 exons. Gene Ontology annotation, biological process: resolution of meiotic recombination intermediates; DNA catabolic process; mitotic intra-S DNA damage checkpoint signaling. Gene Ontology annotation, molecular function: DNA binding; crossover junction DNA endonuclease activity; 3'-flap endonuclease activity. Gene Ontology annotation, cellular component: Holliday junction resolvase complex; nucleus. NCBI's taxonomy places the organism in Eukaryota, Metazoa, Chordata, Mammalia, Artiodactyla, Camelidae. Bases 907 to 2562 code for a protein of 551 amino acids.
UCUCAUGCUUAACUGGGACCCCUUUGCAUUGUUCCCAUUUUUACCGCCCUGAGGGUUCCCCACUUCCAACGAAUCCCCGAAACAACGAAGUGUUGUUCCCCCUUUGCCCGGGCUUCUCACCCCCAGGCUGCUACCCUGAAUCCAACAACGUGCCCAUUUCAGCCCCUUCCACAUGCCGCUAUGCCUAGCACCUCCUACUUGCCCCCCUUCUACUUGUCCUCUGUCCCCCUUUCCCCAGUCUCCAAGCUUUGGUCUUUCCUGAGUGUCCCCGACUUCGCGACACUCCUCCACCACCUGGAUGGGGGAGGCCCAGCUCGGCAUCACCAUUUCCUCGGAGGGUCCUUCAGCUUCUCACGCAUUACCUUUGUGCCCUCGUCCCCUGUACCUAAUUCCUAAUGUCUCUCCUGGAAAUAUACCUGCACCCAUUUACUCCCCCACCUCUCGGGCUCUACACAAGCCCAGUCAGUCCAGCGUUCUCGGCUAGAGUGAGACUGAAACUGACAGCCUCAGGUUACUCGGUUAAGUCCCGCCCCGGCCGGACCUCCCAGCCAUAGGGAGGCGCUGUCCUCCCUCUCGCCUGCACAAAGAGGACCCCCCUCUCAAAUCUGGGGUGGGAGGAAGGGGCGGAUUAAGGCCUGGGUGGGGCGCAUCCAAAAGGUUGGUUCUGGCUGGGAGCGGCGGGAGGGCGAAAGGCCGGGAGACGGCAAUAGGCCCCAACCACUUAGAGUAGUAGAGGGGCGGGGAGGGCAAAAGAAGACAGCCCUCCGGUUAGUGUCCCGCGCAGGACCACGUGAUUAGAGAGGUCCCGCCCUCCUCCGCCGGAACCAGGUGUUCGAACCCGAGUGCAGAACUGGCGGCGUCCCCAUCCUGCCGGCGUGAGGCGCCCGAGGACCUGCCCUGGUGCUCAUGGCAGCGCCCGUCCGCCUGGGCCGGAAACGCCCGCUGCCAGUUUGCCCCAACCCGCUCUUCGUACGCUGGCUCACCGAGUGGCGGGACGAAGCAGCCAGCAGGGGGCGUCGCACGCAAUUCGUGUUUCAGAAGGCGCUGCGCUCCCUCCGGCGGUACCCACUGCCCCUGCGCAGCGGCAAGGAAGCUAAGAUCCUACAGCACUUCGGAGACGGGCUCUGCCGAAUGCUGGACCAGCGGCUGCAGCAGCACCGAGCAUCAGGUGGUGACCAUGCUCCAGGUUCAUCUGGAGCGAACAGUCCAGCCCCGGAAAGGCUACCUGCUGAAGUUCAGGACUCGUCCAUGCCAGUUCCAGCCCAACUCAAAGCAGGAGGCUCUGGCAGCUACUGGCCAGCUCGGCACUCGGGGGCACGAGCAGUGCUGCUGCUGCUGUACCGGGAACAGCUGAAUCCCAGUGGCCCUGGCUUCCUAACCAAGGAGGAGCUGCUGCAGAGGUGUGCCCAGAAGGCUCCCAGGGUGGCCCCUGGCAGUGCUCGGCCUUGGCCAGCCCUCCGCUCCCUCCUCCACAGGAACCUGGUCCUCAGGACACACCGGCCAGCCAGAUAUUCACUGACCCCAGGGGGUCUGGAUCUGGCCCAGAAGCUGGCUGAGUCAGAGGGGCUGAGCUUGCUGAGUGUGGGCAUAGGGCCAGAGGAGCCCCCCAGAGAGGAGUCCAAAGUGCCAGGAGCAGCCUCAGCUGAGCUUGGCGCCAGUGAGGGGAGCGUCCAGCAGCCACCCUUGGAGCUGGGGCCUGGAGAGUACAGGGUGCUGUUGUGUGUGGAUGUUGGCGAGACCAAGGGGGCGGGGCACAGGCCAGAGCUGCUCCGAGAGCUGCAGCGGCUGCAUGUGACCCACAUGGUGCGCAAGCUGCAUGUUGGGGACUUUGUGUGGGUGGCACAAGAGACCAGUCCCAGAGACCCAGCACGACCUGGAGAGCUAGUCCUGGACCACAUUGUGGAGCGAAAGCGGCUAGACGACCUGUGUAGCAGCAUCAUCGACGGCCGCUUCCGGGAGCAGAAGUUCCGGCUGAAGCGCUGCGGCCUGGGGCACAGGGUAUACCUCGUGGAGGAGCACGGCUCAGUGCAUAACCUCAGCCUUCCUGAGAGCACGCUGCUGCAGGCUGUCACCAACACUCAGGUCAUCGAUGGCUUCUUUGUGAAGCGCACAGCAGACAUUAAAGAGUCAGCUGCCUACCUCGCCCUCUUGACAAGGGCCCUGCAGAGACUCUGUCAGGGCCACACCCUCCGCAGCCGCCCCUGGGGAACCCCAGGGGAUCCUGAAUCAAGGACUGGGCCUUUCCCUAACCCUCUCUGCUCACUCCUCACCUUUGAAGACUUCAAUGCAGGAGCCAUCAAGAACAAGGCCCAGUCUGUACGAGAGGUGUUUGCCAGGCAGCUGAUGCAGGUGCGCGGAGUGAGUGGAGAAAAGGCAGCAGCCCUGGUGGAUCGGUACAGUACCCCUGCCAGCCUUCUAGCCGCCUAUGAUGCCUGUGCCACCCCUAAAGAACAGGAAAUGCUACUGAGCACCAUCAAGUGUGGGCCACUGCAGAGGAAUCUGGGGCCCGCUCUAAGCAGGACCUUGUCACAGCUCUACUGCAGCUAUGGCCCCCUGACCUGAGCUUCGCUGCGAAACAGGCCCCAGCCUCCAUCUUCCCAGGCUUGCCAGCCUUUUAACUGGAAUAUUUGGGGUAUAAUAAAAAUCUAAGUGUUUGCA